AUGCCUGCCAGUCGUACAAGCAACAAAUCUCAUCGCAAAAAACACCCUGAUUCAGACCUCAUCGUCGUAUCGUCCUCUGACCGCGAUUCCCCUCCUAACCUGCCACCAAGAAAGCUGAAAAUCAUUCCUGGAGAAGUCAUCGAAAUAUCAGACGACGACGAGCCAACGACGCGUCAAUCAACGGGUCAAACGGCCACCAUUGCAGAUCUUCGCCGACAACUCGCGAAGCAACGCGAGGAACUCGUCAAGAGCAAGCGAGACCAUGAAAGAGACCGUUUAGAAAAUGCACAACUCCGCCAAGAAGUUCUUGAUUUGAAAGCCACUCGAAUACCAGAAAAUGGAAAAGUCCUCCUACAACACUGCCAGGAAGACUCACAACUCGAAGAUUGCGUUAAUUGCGAGAUAUGUACCUCGCGCAUGUGGUCACCUUUCCUCACCACACUAGUCCAGUUCAUGGCCGCAAACCCUCAUUAUAAUGUCAACCAACCCCAUCCGCUUGUGCCACACCUGCGAGCAUUCCUGCAGAAUCCACACGCAUUAAACAACCCCCAAAUGGCCGCUAUGCUCACCCAUUACCUGCCCCCGGAACCUGAGUACACAUGCCCCAGCUGCAGAGAACCUGUUAAGGUCCGGCCAGCCGAAGUUUUUACAUUGAAAGCACUUGUCAGGGCUGUCGCAAAAGCGACAGGCGAAGCAAUACCCAAGGACACCACUCUGGCUUAUUCAGGCAAUAAAGGAGGCAAAGCUAAGGCGACCAUACCCCCAACAGGUUCAUGGGACGGUUUUUUCCCAAGAAAUAGGACGUAA
Messenger RNA from Laccaria bicolor S238N-H82, 807 nucleotides. RefSeq lists its product as uncharacterized. The record is from RefSeq and is a predicted model, not a curated record. NCBI's taxonomy places the organism in Eukaryota, Fungi, Basidiomycota, Agaricomycetes, Agaricales, Hydnangiaceae. Bases 1 to 807 code for a protein of 268 amino acids. The transcript is spliced from 4 exons.